AUUUGGCUAUCGCACCAUACCAUCCCUUCUGAACAGUGGGUACUUGAUAGACGUAACUGCUUCAUUGGAAAAUAAACUUCGCGUCGCCACUGCCCACAAUACUUUUGGGCCCUAACAUAACAAAACGUAAUUAUUACUAAGUAACGUUGACGGAAUGACGAUGAAUCAAACUGCAAUGGUUGUGUGCAUUCUUUGUUCAACAUUUUUGUUAACAAUACUGGAUGGUACAAUUGCAUCAGAUAAAUUCUUCCAAACCGGUGGCCGUUUCGGUAAAAGAUACAACGAACAUAUAUUAGGUACGAAAAAUGUUCGUUUUACUGAUAUGAUGAACACCCAAUCAGUGGACAACAUGCCACCUAGGAUAGAGAGAGGUUUUUAUAUAUCGAGGUACGGCAAACGAAUUACCAACCCAACUACAGGCCCUAAUUUCAACCCUUGUUUACCGUCCUACGAUAUGCAUUGUGAUUUCACGGGUCUACCUAAUCUAUUUCGUUGCAAAAGGGCCCGUCCCGUGGAUUGCUCGACUAAGAAUUAUGCCGAUGAGAAAACUCAUUUGAAGGCCGAUAACGAUUUGUUCGUAAACAAUUAUUAGUCACUUUCCGGAACAGCCCAGAUCAAAUAUUACUAUAUACACGUUUAAUUGUUGAUCUGAAUACUAUUAUUAGUGUUUUAAGCAAUUGUAAUAAAAUUGUUUUGUGAGUCGAUAUGAUUUCAUUUUGCUAGAAUAUUCUAUAUUGUAUUCAUUGAAUUCGCCGAGCCUUUCUGGUCUUGUAAUCGAUAAAACCACAUAAGGAUACAAAAUAAAAUAAUCACAAUUAAUGUAAGUAAACAAAAAAUGUGUCUCUUGUAUCACAAUCGUGCGCUAACUGUAAUACGCCAUAAACUUUUAGCGAAAAACGUAAUAAUGGUUAGCACUUAUCACUAUAAAAAACAAAUACUCGUAUAUAUAUAUAAAUAUAACUUAAAUUAUAUUGUAUUGGAUAAUUUAUGAUUGUUCUGAAAUCUAGGUCUGCAUUCCUUGCCAUUCAAAUAAAAUUUCACAGGAUUACCCAUAUUAAAAUAUUCUAUAAUAUAUCAUAUUAUAUCAUUUAAUUUUGUAAAUAUAUUUCAAACGAUCAAAAUUCGUAAUUUUUAAAACGUGCAUUAUUAAUUUGUAGCAUACGAUUGAUACGAUUGAUACGUAGACACGAACAUCAAAACGUUUCGUAACAUCAAGGUUUGAUAAUACAUUUUAAAAUAAGUGUACAUUGUCAUUUUUAAUUUGAUAUUAAAUAAAAACUUUAAUGAACAAAUAAAAUAUUUGUAGUUUAUUAUGAAUACAACGCAAAUGGAUUAAUUUAACAGUGUACGAGUAAACAAAGCAGUAAAUAUCAUUACAUCAAAAUAUCACAGAACUUAUUAUAAUCGGAAAAGUUAAAAAAUAAAAAAUGGCAGCCCAAUCAAUUAUUAACCGAAACAUAGUUUUUGUUCCUCCUAUGGAAUACUAUCGAAAAUCAUUAAUGGAGAGAGUCGACGUGGAACGUAAAUGUCAAUGAUAGUAUAAGUAUUAUAUUUCGCAAAAUUUUUCAUACAGAUCUUGCUGGAAAUAUGUCAUUAUAAAAACCACUGAUGCAUUCUCAUCACUCCGGUCAAAAUCUUUAUUAUUGCUCUAAACAUUUAUACCCCACAUGUAUUAUUUGAAUGCUCGUUACAAAACAAGUUCUAG
Messenger RNA from Sipha flava (yellow sugarcane aphid), 1705 nucleotides. RefSeq lists its product as uncharacterized. The record is from RefSeq and is a predicted model, not a curated record. NCBI's taxonomy places the organism in Eukaryota, Metazoa, Arthropoda, Insecta, Hemiptera, Aphididae. The coding region runs from base 155 to 592 and encodes 145 amino acids. The transcript has 6 exons.